UCUUACUCAAACUCAAAAGCUCUGUUCAUUUUUUCUUUUGGGGGAGUAUUUUAAUGUUGUGAUUCAUCAUCAUUCAUGAAUAUGAUAGCGCUCAUAUUCUGAGUUGGGAGGAUUAAUCUGCUGUUGGUGUUGGUGUUGGGUUUGUUUUUGUUUGUAGAAUCUGAUCUUCUUCCCCUCCUAAGGGGAAAAGGUCAAAAGGAUUACGAUUCCAUUCAGACAAAGUUUUGAGCUUUGGGAAAGUAGCGGGUUUUUUUGAUUGCGCUGCCUCGUUGGAUCUCAAAAAUACUCUCUCAAGGUACUCGUAUUUCUGGUUUUGCUUAUCUAUAUCUACCUUCCUCUUUUUGUUUCUCCGAUCGUCAGCCUCUUUUUCGUUGGUUGGUUGGUAUUCAAGUUUUGAUCUUUGAAUCUUGUAGAGAGAGAGAGAGAGAGAGAGAGAGAGGCCUUAAAACUAAAUUUUCUAUUAUAUAUCAUCGUCAUCAGAGAAUUGGAUCCUUGUCUGCGUGCGUGGUCUGCUUUUCUGUCUGCUGUCUUUAGAUUUCCAGAAAACUUUCAAGUUUCUGAUCAUGGAAAAAUAAAAAUAAAAAUAAAUAGAAAAAUAAAUAAGAAAAAGGAUUCUAGUUUCUGGGCUUUGGAAUCCGAAUAUCAGAAUCACAAGCACUAGGACUAGGAAAUUGGUUUUGAUUUAAAUUUUUCAAGUUUCUGACCACGGAAAAAGUAAACUAGUUACUGGGCUUUGGAGUUUUCAUAUAUAUCAGAAUUGCUACAACUGGGAAGAAGUUGGUUGGGUUUGGGUGAUAAUCAAUUGAUGGAGAAAGAGAGCAGUUCUAGGGGAGCAGCUAUGGAGAAACAACAAAGUUUCCGCGGAGUUGUAAUGGAGAAGCAGGCAAGCUUUGGCAAGGGAAUUGAGAAACAGAAGAGCUUCCGCGGAUUCAUGGAUAAGCAGAAGAGCUUCCGCAUAGUGAUGGAGAAGCAGCUCAGCUUCAUUGGCGGAGGCGACCGCAACAAGAAGAACAAGGAUUCCCCCGGUAAGAGAGGCGAUUCUCAAAUUCAUUUGGCCGCUCGAGCUGGCAAUUUAGCAAGGGUCCGAGAUAUUCUUCACAGCUGUUCUAGCAAGGAAUCAGUAGAUUGGUUGUCGAGGACGAAUCAGGAGGGGGAAACACCUCUUUAUGUUGCGGCAGAAAGCGGGCAUUCCGUGAUGGUCGGGGAGAUGCUCAAGUACAUGGACCUUCAGACGGCUUCCCUCACAGCAAGAAAUGGCUACGAUCCGUUCCACAUUGCUGUUAGACAAGGUCAUCUUGAUGUGUUAAAGGAACUUUUGCAUUUAUUCCCCAACUUGGCCAUGACCACGGAUUUGUCCAAUUCAACCGCCUUACACACUGCUGCCACCCAGGGGCACAUUGAAAUAGUAAAUCUUCUGCUGGAAACAGACUCGAACCUCGUGAAAAUAGCCCGAAACAAUGGCAAGACCGUGCUUCAUUCAGCAGCGAGGAUGGGGUACUUGGAAGUGGUGAAAUCCCUAUUACGCAAGGAUCCAAGUACUGGUUUUAGGACUGAUAAAAAGGGCCAAACUGCACUGCACAUGGCUGUGAAAGGGCAAAAUGAGGUGAUUGUGCUGGAAUUGCUGAAGCCUGAUCCUGCAGUUUUGAGUUUGGAAGAUAAUAAGGGAAAUACAGCAUUGCAUAUUGCCACAAGGAAGGGCCGUAUUGAGAAUGUAAGAUGUUUGCUAUCCGUUGAAGGUGCUAACAUCAACGCAAUUAACAAGGCUGGUGAAACCCCUCUCGAUAUUGCUGAAAAAAUUGGAACACCAGAACUUGUCUCUGUUCUAAAAGAAGCGGGGGCUACAAAUUCCACUGACCAAGGAAAGCCUCCGAAUGCUGCAAAGCAACUUAAGCAAACUGUCAGCGACAUAAAACAUGAUGUCCAGUCACAGCUACAGCAGACCCGCCAGACUGGAGUUAGGGUCCAAAAGAUCGCAAAGAGGCUGAAGAAGCUCCACAUUAGUGGGCUGAAUAAUGCCAUAAACUCCGCAACUGUUGUGGCGGUUCUCAUUGCCACAGUUGCUUUUGCAGCCAUCUUCACUGUGCCUGGCCAGUUUGUAGAGAAGGAAACUCCAGGAUUUACGCUUGGACAAGCGCAUAUAGCAAAAAGUGCUGCUUUUAUUGUCUUCUUCUUGUUUGACAGCCUUGCUUUGUUUAUUUCGCUGGCGGUUGUGGUAGUCCAGACAUCUGUGGUUGUGAUUGAGCAGACAGCAAAGAGGCAGCUUGUAUUCGUGAUUAAUAAGGUAAUGUGGCUGGCAUGCCUCUUCAUCUCGAUCGCGUUUAUUUCUCUCACAUACAUCGUGGUGGGAUCACACAAGUGGCUUGCUAUCUUUACAACAGUUCUUGGCAGUUCCAUCAUGCUCACUACGAUCGGCUCAAUGUGCUAUUGUGUCGUCUUACAUAGGAUGGAGGAGACAAAGUUCAGGAAUAUAAGAAAGGCUGAGAGUCGGUCCCGCUCUUUCUCUGUGUCUAUGGCGGCAUCAGAUUCAGAAAUUUUGAACAGUGAGUAUAAGAGAAUGUACGCACUUUAAGGUCGGUGUUUGGAGGGUCAAAACGGAAGGAUAGAAUGCCUUCUCUGUUUUUUUUAUCUUGGGAUAACUAUAUGCUGAAAUGUCCUCUUACCCUGGAAUUAAGAAGAUAUGGAGAGCACACAGAUUCGGCAUGCAUUGGAGUAAGUUAUUCAGGUCAUUCAGCUCUCCAUUUCUUGCGGCUUUAUGGUUAUGGUCAUCCUAGAAUUUCUGUAAAGAUUAGAAAGCUUAUCCUUAUGAAAGAGAGAGAACUAAACUUAAUGGCUGCUCUUGAGCAGAUUGGCACCUCUAUAUAUACAAAAAUUCUCUCAGGGCUUUUAUGCACGAUCUAUUUGUAGUGCAAUUGACGCAUGAUGUUUAUGAUUAUCAUAAUCAUGAUCCGCCUAAUGCAAUGUAAGUAAUAUUUGAUAGCAAUAGCAACUACGAGUUUUCGUUGCA
Messenger RNA from Morus notabilis, 3004 nucleotides. Its product is annotated as ankyrin repeat-containing protein At5g02620. NCBI's taxonomy places the organism in Eukaryota, Viridiplantae, Streptophyta, Magnoliopsida, Rosales, Moraceae. Gene Ontology annotation, cellular component: plasma membrane. The coding region runs from base 806 to 2569 and encodes 587 amino acids. The transcript is spliced from 3 exons. The record is from RefSeq and is a predicted model, not a curated record. Gene Ontology annotation, molecular function: protein phosphatase 1 binding; protein phosphatase regulator activity.